This is a messenger RNA of Xenopus laevis (African clawed frog), 3664 nucleotides long. RefSeq names its product delta-like protein B (gene dll3.S). The coding region runs from base 1078 to 3006 and encodes 642 amino acids. NCBI's taxonomy places the organism in Eukaryota, Metazoa, Chordata, Amphibia, Anura, Pipidae. The record is from RefSeq and is a predicted model, not a curated record. The transcript has 9 exons.
AAUUCUGGUAGGUAAGUGGUAAUGUUACUUUUUAGAGAAUCAUGUUUUUUUAAAAAUGAAACACAAAUCUUUUGUUUGCUCACUGCAAUAGGCUAUCUUAGGCUAUAGCCUGGGGGCCCUAAGUGGUUAGGGGCCCAUAUAGCCUUUUCAAUUAUUUUUUAUAUUAUUUAUAUUAAUUUUAUUUACAAAAUUAUUUUAAUCUGCGCUGCUUGGCCUGGAACGGGUGCACGGUACCUGCUGGAAGAAGAAUAGGCAGUCAUACAAGGCAAUCUUUCUAAGAUGCAGGCUUAGCAGUGCAGAUAAAAAUAUAUAUAAAAGAAAACAAAAUACAUAUAACUGGAAAAAGAUAGAUCAUGAGCCCCUUGUGUCUCUAGGUGCACCCGUGAUCCUGAUUAAUUGUUGUAUAUUACUAAACUUUUUGGAGUGUGAGCAGUCUAGUAGGGGGGGCUGUGUAAAGUGUAGCCUAGGGGCCUCAUAUCUCAUUAAUCCACCACUGCUCACUGCCCAUCUUGAUAUAACCCCCUUCAGGAAACAAAGGGUUAAAGCAGCAUGUUGCCCGAGAAUGGCUGAUGCUAAUAUAGGAGUUGUGCCGUUAUAGAUCAAAGGCUGGGAGGUGGGAAUGACAGAGGAGGUCCCAGGGUGGUGAGAACAGGAUCCCGAGUAUAAAAUCUACCAGUGAAUCAAUCCUUUCAUUUCCACAGUGAGACAGCUUGACUCUGACACAAAGGAAAGCAAGCUCUGCAACCAAAGACCCAGCUCCUGGAACCAAAAAUUCACUUCUCUAUCUGCCUUAAACUCUUUGUAUCCAAAUUCAACUUUUCAACCAAAGAUCCAACUUUUCAACCAAAAUUCUCAUCCUUAACCACCUCUACCUACUUUAGCCAUACCAAGGACUAUCUGAUCUAUUCCAGUUUCCAUAGCCAGCUCUGCCCAGUUUGGUGCCAUUCUUACUGAGCUCUGUGCAUCAAUACUUCAGACAUGCAAGUGGCCUGUGCCUCAUAAUCACCCCACUCCAUCACUCUCUCCUGCUACAAGUCUCUUAUUUUGCUGGAUUUUCGCCAGGUGCAGGAGGGUGCAAUGGCUUCAACUCUGUUGCUUGUCUACGUAGCUGCGACUCUUUGCCUCCCACUGGUACAGCCAGCAGGAGUUUUUGAGCUAAAAAUCCACUCAUACAGCACUCCCCGUCCUGCGUGUGUCACUGGGCGACCCUGCAGCAUUUUCUUCCGUGUGUGCCUCAAGCACGCUCAGCCUGUAGUGUCCCCAGACCCGCCUUGUACGUUUGGCUCGGCUGUGAGUGACAACCUUCCCUACGAUUCUAAAGCCAUCUCAGACAGCAGUCCAAUUCGAGUCCCCUUUCAUUUCAAGUGGCCGGGUAUUUUUUCCCUCAUUAUUGAAUCCUGGACCACAAACUCAGCUGAACAAUCUACAGAGAACACUGAGAACCUUCUUAGUCGAUUGGCUACACGUAGGCGUUUGUCUAUUGGGGAGGACUGGUCCCAAGACAUACACCUUGGACAGCAGAGUGAGCUGCGUUACUCCUACCAUGUCUCUUGUGAUGAGCAUUAUUAUGGGGACAGCUGCUCCGAUUACUGCAGACCGAGGGAUGACAACUUUGGACAUUACACCUGUGAUGAGCAAGGGAACCGCUUAUGCCUGUCUGGCUGGAAAGGAGAAUAUUGUGCUGAACCUAUUUGUCUACCUGGUUGCAGUGAGGCUCAUGGGUUUUGUGAGAUACCCGGAGAAUGUAAAUGUCGCAUGGGAUGGCAAGGGCAACUGUGUGACGAAUGUUUACGUUACCCUGGGUGCCAGCAUGGAUCCUGCUCCCAACCAUGGGAAUGCAUUUGUCAAGAAGGCUGGGGAGGGCUGUUUUGUAACCAGGACUUGAACUACUGUACCAACCACCGGCCAUGCCUUAAUGGAGCAAGCUGCAUCAAUACUGGUCAAGGGAGCUACUCUUGCAACUGUCAUGCUGGCUUCACAGGAACCAAUUGUGAAAUAGACAUCAACGAAUGUGCGAGUAAUCCAUGCAAGAAUGGAGGCAGUUGUAAUGACCUGGAAAAUGACUAUGAAUGUGUUUGCCCACGGGGUUUCUAUGGCAAGAACUGUGAUAUCAGCGCUAUGACAUGUGAAGAUGGCCCCUGUUUUAAUGGGGGCACCUGUAUCGAGAAGAGCAGUGGAGUAGGGUAUGUCUGCCGCUGCCCCCUCAAUUACCAUGGCUCUAACUGUGAAAAGAAGAUUGAUCGCUGUACCAACAGUCCCUGUCUGAACGGAGGUCAGUGUCUAGAUAUGGGUCGAAAUGUAUUGUGCAAGUGCCGCCCUGGAUUUUCUGGUCCUAGAUGUCAGAUAAACAUUGACGACUGUGCUAUUAACCCAUGUGCAAAUGGAGGUACUUGUGUGGAUGCAGUGAACAGCUAUACAUGCUCCUGCACUCUUGGGUAUGGAGGCAAAGACUGUACCCUGCGGGUAGAUGCCUGCAGUUCCCAACCCUGCAAUAAUGGUGGAACCUGCUUCACCCACUUUAGUGGCCGUGUAUGCCAGUGCCCCACAGGCUUCAUGGGAUCCAGUUGUGAAUUUAGAGUACAAAAUCCCACCCCAGCUUCCCAACGUGCUGAAUCCUCAAAUACUCUUACUAUGGUGGUUUGUCUUGGACUGCUAACAUUCUUUUUGCUGGGCUGUGGAGUGUUCUUGGUUAUGAGAGGUAAGAGGAGGGGACAUUUCAAUGAAAAGGGACGAGUCAAUAAUAACCUGGAACCAAAGAAUAACCUCUUAGAAAAGGAACCACAUUUCAAAAUGCCUAAUCCAGAUUAUCUAAGAGAAAAAUCAAGUAGCAAACAGAAGCUUCUACAAGGAUCUGAAAGUGAGGAGGAGCGAAGUGGACGCAGAAGUGACCGAAAGCCAGAUAUCAGAAAUAGUAACCCCACAUCAAGGUAUCCAGAGGAUGGCGCUUAUCACCCAAUAUAUAUUCUCCCGGUACCUGAACAGUGUAUAUUUGCUACUGAGGUCUAAUCAUCCCAAGAAGACUUCAGACUCGCAUCACUGCAGUCCUAAAAACUGUAAAGCAGACAUUUUCCCCUUUUAUUAUUUAAAAUCACCCUCCCUCUUAUUUAUUGACAUAUUUAUCUUAUAUUUAACACUUUUUUAAAAAAUCUAUAUAUAUUGCUGCUGCUAUUUAUGGCUACUAUACGGACAGAUAAAAAUUCAUUCGUUACUAUGUGUGAAUUUCCCUUCAUGGUGUAUUAGCAUAUCACAUCUAAAUAUUCUUACUGCUUUGUUUUUCAUUCUUCUGUACAAAGGAGUAGAGUUCCAAGUAAGAAUGUUAAAUGGUUGAGAUAUGACUAAGUGGCAUUUAAAAUUACAGGCAUUUAUCCUAAAGCUGGCACCUGCCCAUACAAUUAUAGGACUUUGUUCAUAGUCUCUUCUGUGAAUUGUACCCAAUGGAGGGAGAACACUUAAGAGAUUUACCACUGUUGAGAGUUAAUUCUAAGAACUCCAAAGGCCUAUACAUAGAGUAUGAUUUUGGAGUGUUCUUUUGGUGAUUUCUCUCUUCAAUCUUUGAUAUAACCCUUAGAAUUCUGCCUUUGUGAUCUGUAAGCCUUUUAAGUCACUAUUUCUACAUAAAACACUCCACUUAUAUAUUAUAUAUAUAUAUAUAUAUAUAUAUAUA